CAACAUCGUGCGACUUCAAAGCACCGAAUGAGAUCCGCGUACCAAGAACGCUCAGUCAAAUUGAAUUGGAAAGAACCCAGAAAAGCCUCCAAAAGUCAUACGAUGUGAAAUGGGAAAGGCCUCUUGGGGAGGGAGGGUUCGGAGCGGUGUAUCUGGGCCGUGAAAAGAAGUCUGGUGAUUUAGGUAAGAACUCUAGCUCUGUUUGGAAACGGUUCUGACGAAGAUACACGGAAUUUAUAUGAUGUUGAUGUUGGCGUCGAUAACUCAAAUAUAUUCUGCAUUUAGCUGCUGUGAAAGAAAUUUCAAAAGAGUAUACCAAUGAUUCUACUUUUCAACGGGAAAUGGACGCAUUUUUGCACAUUAAAAAGGCCGGUGGGCACCCAAAUAUCUGCGGGAUGAAAGAGCAUUUUGACGAAGGACCUUUUUUCUAUCUGGUCCUAGACUUGGUACAAGGUGGAGAAAUGUUUGACCAUCUGAUAAAGGACGGCGCAUACAGUGAGGCAGAUGCGGCAAGAUUGGUUCGAGAAGUUGGUUCGGCACUCUCUUUUUUGCACGGGAUCGGACUAGUGCAUUCUGAUUUGAAACCAGAAAAUCUGUACGUAAAUAGCUCUGAGAUGGGUAGCACCCAUAUGACUUUUUGGUCUCUUCUCACACUUUCUAUUUUCUGAUUGGUAAACAUCAAAUUUUAAGUAUGCUGAGUUCGGAGAAUGCUAGCGAUGCUGUGAUGAAAGUCGUAGAUUUUGGUUGUGCCGAAAUCAUUGACAAAAAUAGUCCUUAUUACAGCCCAGAUGGAAAAGAUUGUUUUGGGAACACUCCAGGCUAUUCUCCACCUGAAAUGAUAGACGGCGCUAGAGCAUCGACACAUUUGGAGCCUUCGGUUGAUAUGUUUUCUAUGGGCGUUAUCAUCUACAUUAUGCUCACAGGAAUACAUCCUUUCGAUAUCACAGGCCGAUCCACAGACCAACAAAUGAAUAGAAGAGUUCUUCGUAACAUGAUGCCGCCUUUACGAAAUUCUCCUCUCACUGCGCAUUUAUCAUCAUCUGCGAUCGAUUUAAUUGAAAAACUUAUUGAUUGGGAUCCGAAGACAAGGAUGACUGCAUUAGAAAUGCUUAAUCAUCCAUGGGUCAAAGGAGAAACAGCAUCAAAAGGAAAGAUUGAAAAUUCUGACAAGAGGUUGAAGGGAUUUCGCAAGUACAAAUCUGGGAUCGCAGCCCAGGUCUUCCAGAACAUGGUUCUUGGUUCUGAUAACUCGGAAGCCGACGAUGCAACAAGAAAAAUGUCGCUGAUCCAACAAUCAUUUCAAAAAAUUGAUUCCGAAAACAGAGGUUACAUCACGACGAAAGAUUUGAAAAACCUUGCAUCAAACAAGUCSAACGAWGAUUCGAWKGAUCACGAAGACGAAGAGAACUCACAGCUAUCACUCUCUGGAUUCUCUGAGUUGUUAUCUGAACAUAUGAAAAACGUUUACUUGCCUGCCGGCCAUGAAAUUUUUAGUGAAGGAGACGAAGGUGACACGAUGUACUUUAUCAACUCAGGGCGAGUCGAGAUCACAACAAAAGACGGUUACAGGACAACUACAGGACAAGGUGAUUUCUUUGGUGAAGGGGUGCUCUUGCAUGAAGACAACAAACGCAGUGCAACAAUCAGAUGCAUUACUCCAUUACAUGCAAUUGAAAUAGGGAGGGAUUAUUUUGAAAAAUAUCUGUCGAAUGGAUUUGAAACAGAGAUAGCUCUUUUGGAGAGAGACCGAUUGAGAAGACAAAAUAGAGCGAAGGCGAUCCUUAGUCUUCAGGAGAAUCUAAUUGAGGAUAUAAUCGAGGAAGGAGAUUAUGUGUACGAGCAAUGGGAAGAAGGAGACGACAUUUUUCUUUUAGAAGAUGGAGCUGUUGAUAUAAAUGUGAACGGUCAUUCUGUGUACACGGUACGAGAGGGCGAGUUGCUGGGAGAAUAUGCUACAAUAUUUGGUCGUCCACGAAACACUUCUGCGCGAUGCGCGAGUGACAAAUGCAAAUUGCAAGUAAUGCAUCCAAAAGACUUCGCCAAUAUGAUGAGGUCUAACCCGAAUGUUCGAGACGGACUUCGUGAUGUCGUCUAUCGACGGGAAUUGAAGAAGGCAAUUGUCUUCGAAACACAUAAGUCCUUCCCUGCAACAGAAGAAGAAUUGAAAGAAGUGUUCGAAGCAGUUGAUAAAGAUGGAUCCGGAGAGAUAGACUUAGCGGAGAUUGAUGAUCUGCUGAGAAAAAUGGAUAAAACUUUCACUGAUGAGGAUAUUUCAAAUAUAUUGAGCUCUGUGGAUCUUGAGGGGGAUGGGACAAUCGAAUGGACAGAGUUUAAACGGGUCUUCAAGAUACCAAAUGCGAAAGCAUAGUUUCUCUGCGUUACAGACUACUAAUUGCCUUCUUGUUCUGAAUUCAUUGUACGAAAGUUCAACAUUUGAAAACUACAUCUGCUGAUAGUAAAAGUCCUGUUUUCACAAAUUCAAUUUUAACAUCAAAAUUUUCAAUCUCCUGUAAUAUCUUGUGAUAAUAAUACUACACGUAAUUU
Messenger RNA from Pseudo-nitzschia multistriata, 2544 nucleotides. NCBI's taxonomy places the organism in Eukaryota, Bacillariophyta, Bacillariophyceae, Bacillariales, Bacillariaceae. The record is from the annotation of a GenBank genome assembly.